GCAACGCGGCGUGCCGCAUCGCCGCCAUCGAGCUCCUGCAGCACCUGUUGCCGUCUGCGAUCACAGUCUUUUCGCUGGACUUCUCGGGCUCCGGAUUGUCGGGGGGCGAGCACGUGUCCCUCGGGUACUUCGAGCGCGAGGACGUGGAGACCGUCAUCGCCUACCUCCGGGCGAGCGGCGAGACGUCCACGAUCGCCCUGUGGGGCCACUCGAUGG
Prorocentrum cordatum is the source of this 216-nucleotide messenger RNA. Lineage: Eukaryota; Dinophyceae; Prorocentrales; Prorocentraceae. The record is from the annotation of a GenBank genome assembly.